GAGGGAGGUGACGUCAUCGGCACGGCUCCCCGGUUAGGCGCGCGAAAGUAGCCCGAGUCUCGCUCACCGCAGGGGAAUCAAAGCGACGAAACUCUGCAAUCUUCAAACAUCUAGCACGCCAUGGCAGAUCCGAAGGACACGCAAGAUGACCACGAAACGUCCACGGACAAUGUGGACGACUCGAACCAUGACCCCCACUUUGAGCCCAUCGUGUCGCUGCCUGAGCGCGAGGUUAAAACCCUGGAGGAGGACGAGGAGGAGCUGUUCAAAAUGCGGGCAAAGCUGUACCGGUUUGCGAGCGAGAACGACCCGCCGGAGUGGAAGGAGCGUGGCACGGGCGACGUCAAGCUGCUCCGCCACAAAGAGAAGGGCUCCAUUCGCCUGCUCAUGCGCAGGGACCGCACGCUCAAGAUCUGCGCCAAUCACCACAUCAUGCCCUUGAUGGAGCUGAAGCCGAAUGCAGGCAGUGACAGGGCCUGGGUGUGGAACACGCAUGCUGACUUUGCUGAUGAAGAGCCCAAACCAGAGCUGCUGGCCAUCCGCUUCCUCAACGCUGAGAAUGCACAGAAGUUUAAGUUGAAGUUUGAUGAAUGCAAAGAGGAAGUGCGGAAAACUCUGGAAGGUAACGCUGACCAAGUGGCUGAGAAGCUGGAGGAUCUCUCUGUAAAAGACAAGCCCGAAAGCUCAGAGGAGACGCAGAAACCGAAGGAGGAGAAGGAGAAAGCAGAGGAGAAAUGAAGGCGGGAAUACCUGCACCUCUCUCUGACCUGCAACACUUCUCCCUUUUCUACAAUAGACUCUAAAAAUUUACAUUUGGACACUUUUUUUUUUUAACUUUUGUUAUAUAUAAUUUCUUUUGCAUUCGUUUGCCUCCUGACAUCUCACAUCACAAAUCCCUGGUGCCACUCUUGAAGUGUUCAUUUUGCUAUUAAGAUCCUUGCCCCACCCACACAGGCAGGCAGGUGCCCCUCUCAGUUGCCCCCUCGCCCUGCUCCUCAGCGGGUCCCUGUGCGUGUGUGGGGACCUGCUCAGAACCGCUCUCAGACGAUGCCUGUGUUCUUGGUCUAGUCCCACAUUGGGUAACCUUUUUUUUUUUCUCCCCCUCUUCUUGUUUUUUGUUUUUCUUUUGUACUCUAAGGUAGUGGGGGGUGAGUGGUAGGCGUACACACGUGGCUCAGAUCUAACGGAGAGAAGGUACAGCGGAGGCUGGGGGGAAGGGCGCGUUUUGUGUUUGGGGAUUAAAGAGUGAUGGAAGGCUGAGGUGCAUUAGAUCUGCCACUGAAGGAACUCGUUAAAUAAAUCCUGCCAAACCGAAACUGGGCUGCUUGUUUGACUGAGAACCAGGAUAAUAAAGUCAGCAUGUCUGCUGGAGUGUGAUGUGCUCCAUUGCUCACGGGCUAACACUCAGCUUCCAGCUGUAGAAGAAACUCAGACGGACUUUGUGUUGGCGUUCAGCUAAUGUGCAGUAGCUUGUCUUAAAGGCCUCCCUGCAGGCUUUAGCCUCAGUUUUUCAUUUCAGAGUAUUGGAUCUGUUGGGGGUAAAGUGACUUCCGGUCUUUGCACUAGGCAGAGCUCCCGCCACCCUGUUGCGAGAGGGCAUCUGGGGUGUGAGAGCAGUGACCGAGGCUGCAGGGUGCUGAUGGAGGGAAGCUGGCUCGGGUGCGGUCUCUUACUGGGAUCUCUUGGUGGGCCCCAGCCGUCGCCAGCUCCAUAUAUGAACAUUUUCAAAACUUUAUUUUUAUUUUUAUUUUUUUAUUACUAACUCACCUCGUAGACUUUUAUCUUGCAUUCCCCUGCUUCUGUGAGCUCGUGAUGGACGGAAGCGGACCUACUGACUCGCGCUGGCGCCUCCGCGACUAACGGGAGGAAAUCUCACCUUUUAUAGUGGUAACAUGUUAUGCACAUUGUUUAAGGGUUGUGAAGAGAACCAAAUUAAAAGACAAUGCUUUACCCUUCA
Messenger RNA from Electrophorus electricus (electric eel), 1957 nucleotides. It is a transcript of the gene ranbp1, whose product is annotated as RAN binding protein 1. Gene Ontology annotation, cellular component: centrosome; cytoplasm; nuclear pore. The record is from RefSeq and is a predicted model, not a curated record. Gene Ontology annotation, biological process: positive regulation of mitotic centrosome separation; nucleocytoplasmic transport. NCBI's taxonomy places the organism in Eukaryota, Metazoa, Chordata, Actinopteri, Gymnotiformes, Gymnotidae. Gene Ontology annotation, molecular function: GTPase activator activity.